AUGCAUUCGCAAUCCGACGCAAAGCAGCUCGCAGACCAGUCCGAGGUCAUCCGCCUGCUCGAGGCCGAUACGGUGCCCUGGUACCGGAAGCCCAACCUCCGAUUCCUCUAUUUCUGCCUCGUCCCCGCAGCGCUUGGUGUCGAAAUGACGACUGGCUACGACGGCUCCGUUCUCAAUGGCCUACAGGCAGUUGCCUCCUGGCAGUCGUACUUCAAUACCCCUAGUGGCGCUCUUCUCGGUGUACUCAACGCGUCGUAUAACCUCGGAGGCCUCAUCACCCUGCCUAUUGUCCCAUUUUUCAACGACAAGUUUGGCCGCAAGCAUAGCAUCACGUUCGGUUCCGUCAUCCUCAUCAUCGGUGUCAUUCUACAGUCUGCUUCUCAGAAUGUUGGCAUGUUUCUUGCAUCCAGGUUGAUACUUGGCACCGGCAUCCCUUUCGCUGUCUCAGGCGCCUCGCAACUCUUGGCCGAGCUGACCUACCCUCGGGAGCGCGCCGUUAUCACUGGUCUCUUCAACACGUCCUGGUUCAUUGGCUCCAUCAUGGCUGCUGGCGUAACGCUCGGCACCUACACUAUGCCCAAUGACUGGGGCUGGCGCAUCCCCUCGAUCGUACAGGCUGCUCCGUCGAUCCUCCAGAUCAUCUUCAUCUGGUUCAUUCCUGAAUCCCCGCGAUGGCUCUUAUCUAAGGAUCGGAGCGAGGAAGCUUUCGACGUCCUUGUCAAGUACCAUGGUGAAGGAGACCGCAACUCUGCAUUCGUCAUGGCCGAGUUCCACGAAAUAUCCGCACAGCUCAAGAUGGAAAUUGAAAACUCAAAGUCGCGCUGGAUUGAACUCCUUCAGACUCCCGGAAACAGAAAGAGGUCCCUCAUUGCUCUCUGUGUUGGUAUCUUUACUCAGUGGUCUGGCAACGGCCUCGUUUCCUACUAUCUAGCCAAGGUCUUGACAACUGUUGGUGUUAAGGAUAAGAGGACUCAGAACAUCAUCAACCUAUCUCUCUCGUGUUGGUUCUGGCUCUGCGCCACCGGAAGUGCCUUCUUGACCCGUUUCAUACCCCGUCGUACCCAAUUCUUAACAGCCUUCAUCGGCAUGACUGCCUUAUUCUCCAUCUGGACUGGUGUCAGCGCUGGCUAUGCCCAACAUGCAUCACACUCUGCAGCCGCAGCCGUUAUCGUCAUGAUCUUCCUAUAUACGUCGUCGUAUAGCAUUAUGCAGCCAUUAACUUACACCUAUAUUACCGAAGUAUUCCCUUUCGUCCACCGUGCCAAGGGGGUGGCUGUUUUGCAAUUCUUUACCCGCGGCAGCUCUGCGUUUAAUUCCUUUGUUAACCCCAUUGGUAUGGAUGCCCUCCAGUGGAAGUUCUACUUGGUCUAUGUGGUCUGGCUGGUUGUUGAGACAACUAUCAUCUUCUUCCUGUAUCCCGAGACUAAGGGGCCGACUCUUGAGGAAAUUUCAUACAUCUUUGAUGGCCCAGAGGCAGGGGCCCACCAAAAGAUCCAAGAUGAUGAGAAACAAACCGUCAGCCACAUCGACACAGUGGUAGAGGUCAAAGCUGGGGUAGCAAGGUCAAAUGUCCGCCCGUAG
Messenger RNA from Penicillium arizonense, 1581 nucleotides. RefSeq lists its product as uncharacterized. Gene Ontology annotation, cellular component: membrane. The record is from RefSeq and is a predicted model, not a curated record. Gene Ontology annotation, biological process: carbohydrate transport; transmembrane transport. NCBI's taxonomy places the organism in Eukaryota, Fungi, Ascomycota, Eurotiomycetes, Eurotiales, Aspergillaceae. Gene Ontology annotation, molecular function: carbohydrate:proton symporter activity. The transcript is spliced from 7 exons. Bases 1 to 1581 code for a protein of 526 amino acids.